UGGUAUAGCAAUGGCGACUCGGUUUUCUUCAAAAAAAUGUCAAAUUUUGACUUCAAAGCUGUUUCUUGUAGCGGUUCUUCGCCCCCGAAAGUCGCUUUUCACACCUGUUCGUUAGUACAAAACAAGUUCUAUAUUUUUGGCGGGUUAGAUGACAAGAAAUCCGUACAAAACAGGGUAUAUUGCUACGAUCCUUUAUGCAAUGAGUGGAAAGAAAUAACCCGAACUGACAAUGAUUUCGCGCAGAAAAGCCACUCGAAAUCGCGACAUUUUGGUGGAGUCCAGAUACAUGAAGCGCCUAAACUUAGUCACCACACAGCUAAUGUAAUAAACGAGUGUUGUAUCGUAUUUAUUGGUGGUUGGACGGGCCACAAGAGAAGUUCUGAUGCAUAUUAUUAUGACACUGUUGACAAUACCUGGUUCCAAAUACAAGUGCAAGGGGACAUACCAGCAGGACUCAGUUCUCAUACAGCCACCCAGAUCUCAGACAAUGAACUGCUGGUAAUUGGUCGGGAGGGUGGGAUCAGGACACAGCGGCGGUCUGGUGAUGCAUUCUACUUCAAUGUAAAAACAGGUGCGUACAAAGAAGCUCACCUCCAUGUGUCAUCGAGAUCAGGUCAUACUGCAAAUCUGGUUAAAACACAUCUUGGGAAAAGUUAUGUAUUAUUUGUACAAGGUGGUCGGAAAGGAGAUGAAUACCAACUCAUUGGCAGCUGGAACAAAAAGCCAGGACAACAACCUGUGCUUGACAAUGAUAAAAUAACUAGUUUUCUUUCAAAAUGGAAGGCUUGCGAGAAACCUUCUGGGAGGCAACAUUGUGUUUCAGUUGAGCUAAGCGAUAGGUUUUUGUUACUUUUUGGAGGCGAGACAUGGGCGGGGGUUAGGAAUAAUGUCACAAAUGAGAUCUACAUACUAGACUGUUGUAAGAUGAAGUGGUAUAGUCCUUUAGAGGUAGGUAAGGGAAUACCAUGUCUUACUGGUCAUACCAUGGGUAUGGUGAAUGACAAAGUGUUUGUCUUUGGUGGGUUACUAGAUGGUAAGUGUACAGACAAUGUCUGGAUGGUGGAUUUGUAAAGGGUUGGGAUA
Messenger RNA from Dendronephthya gigantea, 1083 nucleotides. RefSeq names its product kelch domain-containing protein 9-like. The record is from RefSeq and is a predicted model, not a curated record. Bases 37 to 1071 code for a protein of 344 amino acids. NCBI's taxonomy places the organism in Eukaryota, Metazoa, Cnidaria, Anthozoa, Malacalcyonacea, Nephtheidae. Gene Ontology annotation, molecular function: cyclin binding. The transcript has a single exon.